This is a messenger RNA of Protopterus annectens (West African lungfish), 2043 nucleotides long. RefSeq names its product debranching RNA lariats 1 (gene DBR1). Gene Ontology annotation, molecular function: RNA lariat debranching enzyme activity. The record is from RefSeq and is a predicted model, not a curated record. Gene Ontology annotation, cellular component: nucleus. Bases 284 to 1888 code for a protein of 534 amino acids. Gene Ontology annotation, biological process: mRNA splicing, via spliceosome. Lineage: Eukaryota; Metazoa; Chordata; Ceratodontiformes; Protopteridae. The transcript has 12 exons.
CGUGAGAUUGGGAACGUCACCGUCACACGCGUCUGAGACGUCGUUCUGUUCAUUUUUCACAUGGGAAGUAGCCAUAGUGUUGUAUACGUUUAAGUGGGGUCGGUUCUUUUCUAGGUGUAAAACACUGUGGCAAAAGCCUGGCUUCGUUUAAGGAUUUUCACUGGAUUUUAUGGUUUUAAAGUGAAAUAUUUUAAAAGAACAAUUUCAUCUGAAAGAAGAUCUGAAAACAGGAAGGAAGUUCUUCGAAACAAGGGUAUUCCUUCUUUUUACACUCUUAGAUACAAUGAAAGUAGCAGUAGAAGGUUGCUGCCAUGGUGAGCUGGACAAAAUAUUUGAGACUAUUCAAUUUUUGGAGGAGAAAGUAAAUGUUAAGGUGGAUCUUUUGUUGUGCUGCGGGGAUUUUCAAGCCGUUAGGAAUGAAGGAGACUUGAAAUGCAUGGCUGUGCCACCCAAGUAUAGGCAAAUGCAGACAUUCUACAAGUUUAUAGAAGGUGACAAAGGAGCACUGGUCCUUCUUGUCUUUUACGGAGGGUCCAAAGAGAUUUGCAACCAUUUACAAGCUUUGCCUCCUCGAGGGUGGCUGCUACCAGUUCUGUUCUUCGCAGGGUAUGCUGGAAUAGUAAAGUUUCGUGGUGUUCGAAUUGGAGGACUUUCUGGCAUCUUCAAGUCUCAUGACUACAGGAAAGGCCACCACGAAUAUCCACCAUAUAAUCAGCAGACAGUAAGAAGUGCUUAUCAUGUCCGGAAUGUUGAAGUCUUCAAACUUAAACAGGUAAAGCAGUCCUUGGAUAUCUUCAUGUCCCAUGACUGGCCAAGAAGCAUUUGUCACUAUGGAAACAAGAAGCAGCUUUUAGUUAAGAAAAAAUUUUUGCAGCAGGAUGUAGAAGACAACACAUUAGGCAGCCCAGCUGCUUCAGAGCUGUUGCAACACCUUCAACCAACGUAUUGGUUUUCUGCUCACCUUCAUGUUAAAUAUGCAGCAGUCAUGCAGCACCAGAAACAGAAAGAUCAAGAGCCACGAACAACAAAAUUCCUUGCUCUGGAUAAAUGUCUGCCACACAGAGAUUUCUUGCAGAUUCUCGACAUUGAACAUGACCCAAAUGCUUCUGACCAUUUGGAGUAUGAUCCUGAAUGGCUGGCUAUUUUAAAAGCUACAAAUGAAUUAAUAAAUGUUUAUCCGAAACAGUGGAACAUGCCAGAAAAUAAUGGCUUGUAUGCAAAGUGGGAUUAUAGCGCAAAUGAGGAAGCAAUAAAAGAAGUCAUAAAGACCCUGGGCCAUGAUCUUUCCAUUCCCCAGAACUUUUGCCUCACUGCUCCAUGCUAUGACCCUAAUAACCCCCAGAAUUCCAGAGAACCAGUACACACAAUCAAUCCUCAGACAACUGAGUUUUGUGCUUUGUUGGACUUAACAGACUUGAAUGCCAAAGUCAAACAGUUGGAGGAGGAGAAGGGAUAUGAAGACCUUGAGAGUAGUGAAGAAGAUAGCAUGGGAUCAGGAGAGGAGCGCAGUGACUAUGACACAUCAGGAUUGUCUGUUUCUUUGAAUCCAGAUGAAAUAACUCUUGAUGAUGAAGAGGAGGAGGAAGAUGAUACAAGAGAAGAUGUCACUGAGGAUACAAGUAAUUACUCAACUGAACAGUCCAGUAACAGUUCGUUUGACUUCUCUGAUCUAAGGGCUCCUCCUGCAUCCAUGGUUAUUUCAUCUGAUGAUACGAGUUCCUCUAACAAUGAAUGUGGAAGAUCCGUUGAAAGUAGUUUUACUGAGGAGGAAGGAAGGAGUCCAGAUGAGAAAUCUCUAAAACGUUUAAGUAAUGAAAAAAGACCAAGCUUGAAAAUUAAGAGAAGAAACCAGGAUAUAUAUGCCUCUCGUGAUGAGGAUGAAGAUUAAAGAUGGGCAGAUAUAGAAUUUUCUAGUUUUUUAAUUGUAUAAUUUGUUUAUGUGUAUAAUUUAUCAAAGUUUUGCUCUGGCUAUUGGGGCAAGUUUGUUUUUUUAAAUAUUUUUAUUUGUAAACUAUAUGUAAUAAAAUACUACAUUUUACUUCA